This is a messenger RNA of Aspergillus tanneri, 759 nucleotides long. Its product is annotated as mitochondrial 54S ribosomal protein uL6m. NCBI's taxonomy places the organism in Eukaryota, Fungi, Ascomycota, Eurotiomycetes, Eurotiales, Aspergillaceae. Bases 1 to 759 code for a protein of 252 amino acids. Gene Ontology annotation, biological process: translation. The transcript has 3 exons. The record is from RefSeq and is a predicted model, not a curated record. Gene Ontology annotation, molecular function: rRNA binding; structural constituent of ribosome. Gene Ontology annotation, cellular component: ribosome; mitochondrial large ribosomal subunit.
AUGUCAUGUUCCAUGACUCAGAGCUGCUUUAGACAGCUUACACGAGGCCCCUGGAAACAAGGGUCUCUUCCUAUUUUCCUUGCGCCUGCGUUUUCUCUCCAACAGACACAAUGUUUCUCUACCACGUCACCGACGCAAUCUCGUGUUGGCGGAGCUCCGCUCUCCAUACCUCCCUCAGUUUCGUUGAAAUUCAUUGACCUCCCUCAGACUGAAGUGAGAGGAAAGGCAAAGGAACGCCCGAAGAGUGCAAUUGAGGUUAAGGGACCCUUAGGUGAAUUGACUCUGAACCUUCCUCCCUUCCUAAAGGUCGCACAUGAUGAUGCUUCGAGAAAAGCGAGCCUCACUGUAGAGGACUCAUCGAUUGCACAUCAACGUGCCAUGUGGGGAACUACUCGUGCACACCUACAAAACUACAUUCUUGGCGUAUCGGAGGGUCAUAUUUGUAUUCUGAGUCUCGUUGGUGUCGGAUACAGAGCUACCAUCGAAUCAACAGCCACUACUGUCGAGCCCGAAUACCCCGGUCAGCAGUUUGUUUCUCUCAAGGUUGGGUAUUCGCACCCAAUUGAAUUGGGCAUCCCACGGGGUGUCAAGGCCAGUACCCCGCAGCCAACCCGCAUCCUGCUGGAAGGGAUUGAUAAGAGUGUGGUCACGAAGUUCGCAGCGGAGAUCCGGGAAUGGAGGCGACCGGAACCAUACAAGGGCAAAGGCAUCUUCGUGAACGGAGAAACGAUCAGAUUGAAGGCCAAGAAGAUCCGGUAA